AUGGAGACGCGAAGAAAAUACUACUACUAUUAUUACUACUACUAUUUCCACUCCUUCCUUAUUAGUAUUGGCACCCUACUCUUCUUCACAAGUACAUUUAUGAUGUGCUCAUCGUCUCAACUUGAGCCGGCCCCUAACCCUGAUUCUACCUCCCCACCGGUACAUUUACUACAAGAUGAAUAUGCACCUACCUUAGAAGAUAUAUUCGGUCCGCACGCCUCACAAAUUAUGACAGGGCUCUAUGAAAUAAUAGACGAAGAUGCCACAACAACAGGUGGUUAUGCAAACAGACCGGAUGAUGACCAAUCCAAUCAGAGCAAUACCAACGAUGACGCCGUUCUGCUGAGCUCUUGGAGCAGCGAUAAAGAUAGCUUUGAUGAGUUAAUGGAAGAAAUCGAUAGCGAUAAAAAGAAGAAAAAAAGACGUUACCCAUUAAGAAGAACCAUAUUCAAAACAUCGGAUAGCUCCGAUUCCCUCAGCGAUUAUGAACACGAGGAUGAGAUAGUUCAACAAACACAAUACGAACAACUACAAGAACAAGAAGAAGAUUUAGAUCCAUUGUCUGAUGAUUCGUUGUCUGAUGAGCCAUUUGAAGUGAUAAAUCAUCCUUGGAAAGAUAAACUAGAAAGCUUUUCAUGUGAUACCAACCUAACGAAUGAAGAUGACCCUUACUCAUUGGAAGAACUCCAAUUAGAUGAUCCUGCAGAAAAUGUGAAAUUUGGAAAGCUCAAAUUCUUUGGAAUGGAAGACAUCGACUUGUUUAAAAAAAAAGAACCUAUCGCGCCUACUACAACCGGAAGUAACUUAAGAAAAAAUGGCAACAACUCAGAAGCAUCUCACAUAAAUCAGCAUGAACAUGAAAAAAUGGACAGAAGGAAACGCAGAACACAUAGACACUUUAAAAAUCCAAUUGAAUUUUUUUCAGUUACUACCACCUAUGACAUGUUCUUAAAAGAAAACGGCUUGAGAGACCAUCCGUCGAAACAUCAGAAGAAUAUUGGCGAACCUUUUCCACUGAACCAAUAUUACUAUAGAGAUGCUAAAUACAAUAACGCGAGACAUUAUGUAUUAAAAAUGCUCUAUGAUAACCUAAGGGGCCUGGGUCAAAAGGAAUAUCAAUAUUUAAAAGAAAACCAAUAUGAAGUCCAGGAUUUUAUCAGACGAAUUUUAAAAACUAGUUUCAUAUGCCUCACAUUUUCGCAAGAAGCUCAAUUGUUUAAGGAUGCUAAUAUGUUGAUAGAUAAAGCCAGCAUCAAAAGUAUAAACAUUAAAACGAACAUUAAAACGAACAUUAACCCGAACAUUAACACGUACAUUAAAACGAACAUUAAAAGAAAUAUUGAAACACCCAUACAAAACAAACACGAACAUUAA
Molecule: messenger RNA, 1374 nt
Organism: Plasmodium inui San Antonio 1
Lineage: Eukaryota; Apicomplexa; Aconoidasida; Haemosporida; Plasmodiidae
Exons: 2
Coding region: 1-1374 (457 amino acids)
Source: RefSeq, a predicted model, not a curated record